Molecule: messenger RNA, 678 nt
Organism: Gastrolobium bilobum
Lineage: Eukaryota; Viridiplantae; Streptophyta; Magnoliopsida; Fabales; Fabaceae
Exons: 1
Coding region: 1-678 (225 amino acids)
Source: RefSeq, a predicted model, not a curated record
AUGGAGAGGAGUUUUUUCAUUGGUAGUAGAAGCAUGAGACUUGAGAUGCAUGUGUAUCUUCAUAGCUCUCUCCACUUUAUAUCAAAUAGUUUUGAUUAUAUUGACAGGAGAAGUCCUUAUUUUAGGCCAUAUAUAAUGGCAUACAAUUUUGAGAGUUGUCAAUCAAGAAUGUUUAGGCUCCCCAAGGAUGCAAGAAAAUGUUCUAAUCAUGAAAGUUGCGACAUGGGUAUUUUUGAAUGGGGGAAGGUGAGAAGUUUGGAUCAUUCUAUUUGUUUGGUGAGAUACAUGAAAUUUGUGUUUACCAUAUGGGUUUUGGUGGACUACGAGUCAAAUUUAUGGAGAAAGACUUUGAAAAUAAGGUUGAAAGCUAUGGGGUUGAAGGAGGAAGAUCCAAGGGUUCAAGGGUUUACAAUCAUGAAUGGUGAUUGUUUGAUAUUUGCCACCAAGAAAAAUGUUUAUGGAUUUGAUUUGAGUGGUAAAAAUUCUUGGAGAUUGAGAGAGAUAUGUGAGCAUGAAUGGGAAACCAGAGUUUGUUUCACUUCUUACUCUAACACUCUUCGACCAUGUGGAACUGGUGCUUCAACUUUUCUUGAUUAUGUUAUGGCUAGCGCUUAUCUCAGUGAAGAUAACACUACUUCGGCAUUAUACACUUCUGCUUAUCCCAGUAAAGCUAUGUAA